AUGACAGGAGGUGAGAAAGCACCUACAGUAAAGGACGUUGCUCAUCAACAAAAACUUGAUGGAGAACGUUUAUCAGUCUUGGAAAAAGAUGUAUCAAACAUGAAGCUCAAGAUCACUUCAAUCGAAGAAACCUUGAGUUCUCAGUUUACUACGAUUUGUAGACACCUUCAUAUUCCAAUACCUCCAGAUCCAGGUGCUUCUGCUGAAACUAACGAUGUUCAUCAACAAACUGAAUCUGAGUUUUCUUCUAGUAUGAUACUUCCUUCAUUUAAUUUUUUUCGUCAACCUAAAAUUGACUUUCCCAGAUUUGAUGGUUUUAAUCCUAGAGCUUGGCUUCGUAAAUGUGAACGAUUCUUUUAUUUGAAUGUUGUUGAUCCUUCUAAGAGGGUAGAUUUAGCUUCGAUUCAUAUGGAUGAUAAGGCUGAUGCCUGGUUUUUGGAUUAUCAAGAGGAUGUUGCUUAUGAUAACUAUGUUGGUAGCUUUAAUAAAUUGUCUCAGACCACUACAGUAGAAGAAUACUUUGAGAGAUAUGAGUCUUUCAAAGCUAUUAUGAAAAAUAAGAAUCAGAGUUUUUCUGAGGAUUAUUUCACUAUGAGUUUUAUUAGUGGAUUAAAAGAGGAAAUUUGUAACCCUGUUCAGAUGUUCAAAACUAAUUCUGAUUCUGAGGCUUUUUAUUUAGCUCGUUUACAACAAGCUUCAGUUGAUUCUCAACUGAAAAGAUCUAAACCGUUUCAUCGACCAUUCACACCAUCCACGAACUCUUUUUCACCAUCAUCUAGGUACAAACCAUCACUAGCACCACUCACCAAUCUUUCUAAAACAUAUUUUUCAUCUGAUAAGCCAAUCAUUACACACCCUCUUACCCCAACCAAACCUGAACCAUCAUUACCUCCAAUAAAACGGCUUACACCUGCUCAAAUGCAAGCAAGGCGUGACAAAGGCUUAUGCUAUAACUGUGAUGUUUUUUACAAGCCGGGUCAUCAUUGUAAAACUCAACAGCUCUUCACAUUAGUUGCCUCUGAUGAGGACAACUCCUCUCCACCUAUUGAUGACUCAGAAGAAGAAGCAGCUUCUCCUACAACUUCAGAAGACACUACUAUGGAAAUUUCUCUCCAUUCCUUAACUGGUUUGGUGAAUCAGAGUAUUAUUCGAGUCCCUAGUAAACUUAAUAAACAUGAUAUUUUUAUCUUGAUAGAUACAGGGAGUACUCAUAGUUUUAUAGAUGAAAAACUUGCCAACAAAUUACAGCUUCACUUGGUUCCAACUGGUAAAAUGCUAGUCACAGUCACAACUGUCAGUGAAGGUGUUUGUCAAGAUUUACAGUGGUCUAUGCAAGGGUAUCACUUUUCUGCAGAUCUAAGAAUACUUCCAUUAGGUGGGUGUGAUAUGGUGUUAGGUGUUGAUUGGUUAAAAAAGUUAGGAGAUGUCAUGUUCAAUAUGGCUGAACUCAAAGUUUCAUUUCACCAUCAUGGGAAGCUCAUUACAUUACAGGGGCACUCACCAACUCCUUCUUGCAGUUUGCUUAGUGGUGAAUCUUUCUUCAAAUUCAUUAAGAACAACACUCCCUCACUCAUUGGUCAGUUUUUCUCCAUUUCUGCUACCCCUCUCACUCCUACACCUCCAGAAAUUACUUCUUUACUUCAAGAAUAUGCAGAUGUGUUUGCUGAGCCUUCUACUCUCCCUCCACCAAGAGAGUUAUAUCACAAAAUUCCCUUAAAACCAUCUUCCCUACCUAUUUCUCAAAGACCUUAUAGAUGCCCCUACAUAAAAAAAGCAGUGGUAGAGCAGCUGGUUCAAGAAAUGAUGGAUGUUGGGCUUAUACAGGACAAUCACAAUCCUUUUGAUGCUCCAAUAUUAUUGGUUAAAAAGAAAGAUGGCUCAUGGAGAUUCUGUGUGGACUAUAGGAAACUUAAUGACAUGACCAUUAAGGAUAAGUUUCCAAUUCCACUAAUUGAGGAGUUACUAGAUGAACUCAAUGGGGAUAUCGUAUUCACUAAAUUGUACUUGAGAUAUGGUUACCACCAGAUUAGGAUGCACAUUCAAGAUAUUUACAAAACUGCAUUCAGAACCAUGGGCAUUUUGAGUUCAAGCAAGUCCUUAGAGGACCACUUGGUGUAUCUUUCUGAAGUCCUAUCCUUACUGAGACAACACUGCCUCUCAGCCAAUUUCAAGAAGUGUUGUUUUGCUCAACCACAAUUGGCAUAUUUGGGUCACCUCAUUUCUACAGAAGGAGUUGCUGCUGAUCCUGACAAACUAGGUGCAAUGCAGGAUUGGCCACAACCAACAAACUUAAAGAAACUAAGAGGAUUUCUUGGCCUCGCUGGUUAUUAUAGGAGAUUUAUCAAAGGGUAUGGCACCAUUAGCAGGCCACUUACUGACAUGAUCAAGAAGAACUCAUUUUUUUGGUCUCCUACAGCACUACAAGCUUUCACAACACUUAAACAAGCUAUGAUAACUUCUCCACUGCUGGCCUUGCCAGAUUUUUACUCCCCAUUUGUCUUAGAAACUGAUGCAUGCUCCAAGGGUGUGGGUGCUGUGUUGAUGCAAUUUGGUAGACCCAUUGCCUUUUUCAGUAAGCCUCUUGGACCCAAGGCCUUAGCUCUAUCCACUUAUGAGAAAGAACUCUUGGCAAUAGUGAUGGCAGUACAAAAAUAG
Papaver somniferum (opium poppy) is the source of this 2655-nucleotide messenger RNA. RefSeq lists its product as uncharacterized. The coding region runs from base 1 to 2655 and encodes 884 amino acids. The record is from RefSeq and is a predicted model, not a curated record. The transcript is spliced from 3 exons. NCBI's taxonomy places the organism in Eukaryota, Viridiplantae, Streptophyta, Magnoliopsida, Ranunculales, Papaveraceae.